AUGGUCAAACGUGAAGAAUUAUACCUGGUCACAGAUGUCAGUGUUCCUUCGGGAAUAGAUGUAUUCUUGUUAAAGAAAAGAAAAGGAACUGCUGCUUUCGAUAGCAGGAGCUAUACUACUGCUUUACCAGCUGAAGUCAUGGCAGAGAAUAAGAUUGUCGAUUGGGGGACAAAUAGUUCAUUAAAUGUGCAGCUUGAUCGGAUGUCUUCUCAUUUCAAAACCACCUUCCCCGCUGGUUGCCAUGAAAACCUAAAGAACUCUCUUUUUCUAGUUGGAGAAAUAGGAGGAAACGAUCUCAAUUUUGGCUUAUUUGAAGGUAAAACGGUGGAAGAGUUGAGAGUCAUGGUCCCAGAAAAUAUUCAGACCAUUAUUAAUUUUGUUAAAAGGGUCAUUGGUUUUGGGGCAACUCGAAUGGUAGUCCCGGGCAAUUUUCCAAUUGGUUGUUUACCAAUUUACCUAGCGAAAUUCAUGACCAAUAACACAACUGCCUACGAUGAGUAUCAUUGCUUGAAAAUUUUAAAUAAUUUGGCAAUCUUCUACAAUCAUCACUUGCAACAAGCCAUUGAUGAACUGAAGAAAGAUUAUCCAAACAUUACACUGAUUUAUGGCAAUGCCUAUUUGUGGCUUUUACAAAAUGCUGCAAGUCUUGGACUUGACAAAAACUUAUUACAGAAAGCUUGUUGUGGAUUAGUAGAUUACAAUUAUGACGCAAGUGCAAUAUUAAUGUGUGGAGCUCCAGGAGUUGUAGCAUGCGCUAACCCUAAUGCUCACAUCAGUUGGGACGGAAUUCAUGUAAGCAGAAUUGUUCUAACUACUAGUCACUAG
Messenger RNA from Nicotiana tabacum (common tobacco), 825 nucleotides. The record is from RefSeq and is a predicted model, not a curated record. NCBI's taxonomy places the organism in Eukaryota, Viridiplantae, Streptophyta, Magnoliopsida, Solanales, Solanaceae.